Molecule: messenger RNA, 1196 nt
Organism: Saccostrea echinata
Lineage: Eukaryota; Metazoa; Mollusca; Bivalvia; Ostreida; Ostreidae
Product: carbohydrate sulfotransferase 1-like
Exons: 3
Coding region: 4-1092 (362 amino acids)
Biological process (GO): N-acetylglucosamine metabolic process; sulfur compound metabolic process
Molecular function (GO): N-acetylglucosamine 6-O-sulfotransferase activity
Source: RefSeq, a predicted model, not a curated record
CUAAUGUACAGUCGAGGGUACGUGAGAAUUCUACAAGAAUUGCAUACCACAAUGAGACCCGCAGAUCAGUAUUCUACAGCAAGUGGUCCUAUGCCGGCUGUGAUUUUGACGUAUAUGAGGAGCGGAUCUUCAUUUUUUGGAGAAAUGCUUCAAGCUAGCGAGGACGUUUUCUAUCUGUUUGAACCACUCCGGACUAUACAGUUUCAUAUACGGAAGAGCAACACAUUUCGUUAUCUAGAUGGCGGGAGCAGAAACUACACAAACUUUCUAGAUUUAGCGGGCGAUGCUUUGAACGAAAUCUUCCAAUGUAAUUUUGAAAACCUUCCUCUCCCUUUUUUCUCUGAUGGAUUCUUAAACAAGGGAAGGAAAUCAAGGGAAUUUAAAGUUUGUUUGAAAUAUAAAUCCGCCAUUAACAUCAGUGCAACUACAGCAACAUAUCAGUGUAUAAUGAUGAUGAAACGUCUCUGUCUGGAAUCGAAGUAUAUCAUUCUAAAAACUAUUCGUAUACCCUUGACAGUCUUAGUUCCCCUCUCAGAAACCUUUCCAAAUCUCAAGAUCCUGCAUUUAUUAAGAGACCCACGUCCAACUUUACGAUCUCAGUCUCGCUUUGGUAUAGUGAAAAGUAGGUUUUUGCAAGAAAAUGCCACUAGUUUUUGCAAUAGAGUAUACACUGAUAUAAUAAUAGCAAAACAUACGCCAACUAUUGCACCACAUCACUAUUUCCCAGUUUCCUACGAAAAUUUAGCAAAGUAUCCAUUCCAGAUGGCAAGAAAUGUUUACAGAUAUCUGGACAUAAAUUUAAAUAAUAAAGUUACAUCUUAUAUCGAAAACAUGACUAUGGCGGACAAGACUUGUAGUGAGUCAAAAAUUGCUAAAACAAUGUGUACAAAGUCGUCCAAUUCCAGUGCGGACGCUGACAGAUGGCGGCAAAAGAUACCGUUCGGUUUCGUGUCUAUAGUGGACAAUGCCUGUUCCCUGUUAUACAGGGUCAUUGGAUUACGUAGUAUACCUAGUGAGUUUCAUUUAAGGAAUCUGUCCUACUCCCUGAGAGGAAAUACCAUAGCUGACACAGGGGAUUUCAGAUAUACAUAAUAAUAUUAUUGUUUAUAUUCAGAAAUACAUUGGAAAAUUUCAAAUAGUGAAAUCGUCAGCCAUGAUAUUUUCCAGAAAUUUUGGCCCAGAAUAUGCUUCUUGAA